UCGAUAGAUUCUGGAAGCUCUCAGAACUUUUUGGAUUCGAAAAAAAGCGAAUCCGCAAAAGAGAGAGCGAGGAAACAGCAAGUGUCCUAGGACCCCCGUUCAACUGACAAUUGCUGAUUGUUAUAUGAGUCAAAGCCCUUUCGAGCUGCAGGUCACCAAUUUAGUUGCCGUCGUCACGUCUCUCACGCGAAAAGUGUGAUCCCCUUCACGAGCAUCACUAGCUAGCUGGCCUUCUAUCUAGAAUUAACCCCAAGCCAUCAACCACUUCACCCAAGGCACCUAAGCAAGCAAGGGACCUGAGCUGAGGAUCUGAUCACAAGCAUCUACGAUCUGCAUUCAACAAAUCGUCAACUUUAACAACCUCCCAUCUUCCAACCCACUUCCAAUGGCGCUCAAGUGUGUCCAUCAAGGUUGCGGCAAGACGUACGCCGAGGGAGAAGAGGAUGGAUGCAACUACCACCCUGGUCCUCCCAUCUUCCACGAGGGGCAGAAAGGCUGGAAGUGCUGCAAACCGCGCGUCUUGACCUUUGAGGAGUUCAUGUCCAUCACCCCCUGCACCCAAGGGCGCCACUCCACCACGGACCUACCCCCAAAGAUUGAGAAGAAGGAAGCCCCCGCAGACGCGCCCACGCCCACCGCCGCUGCCACCCAACCGCCGGCCGUGCCCCGCGUCCCUGUCGCCUCCGCCACGGCGACCCCACCGACGGAGGCACCCGCACCGCCGCCCGAGUCGGAGGACGACGACCCGGCACUUGAGAUCCCGGACGGCAAGACUUGCAGGCGGAAGACCUGCGGCGCAACUUACAAGAAGGGGGCCGCGAGGGAAGGGGAGCAGUGCGUCCACCACCCGGGUGUGCCCAUAUUCCACGAGGGCAGCAAGGGUUACAGCUGCUGCAAGCGGCGUGUGCUUGAGUUUGAUCAGUUCAUGAAGAUCGAGGGAUGCGCCACCAAGGGUAGGCACCUGUUCAUCGGCAGCGGCGGCAAGAAGAAGGGGGCCGGCGCCAAUGGUGCGGGGGAUGGUGAGCAGUUGUUGGAAUCGGUCAGGCACGACUACUACCAAACUGCAACUACCGUUAUCGCGUCCUUCUUCCUCAAGAAGAUCGACAAGGACCGAGCAAAGGUCAUAUUCAACGCACAGUCCAUCACCCUGGACCUGCCAACCGCAGACGCCACGCGCUACCGGACAGAGGUGCCUCUCUUCGCAGCCGUGGACCCGGAAAAGUCGUCGUACAAAAUUUUGGGCACCAAGCUCGAGGUGAACCUGGCCAAGGCGGAUGUCGCGUCUUGGCCGGUGCUCAGAAGCGACGAGAGGCACACGGGCGAGAUACUACAGGUCGGCAGGGCGGGGAGUGUUGCCCGGUGAAUUUUCUUUGAGGCUGGGCUGGUAGGGUGGCGCUUGGAGAAGGGGCAGCAGAAAGAAAAUUUCUCGGCCGGGUGCGUGAAAAAAAAAAACAAGCCAUUGACCUCGCGCCAAGCCGUUGAGGCGGCAGAAGUUGCAUUGCCGGCACCGAAGGACGGAGCGCUAAAUAACGGCCUAAGCGAAACGGCGACUAGUCGCCAAGAGCCUUUUUUUUCUUAAGUGGCCAAAAACCUGAUUGAGGGGUGACUAAACAUAAAAAAAGAGCGGAAGAAGAAUUGAUACCAAGAUUUCAACCUGCCAGCAUGCUGGUCUAUAGUACAAAGGCAUAUAACCCUUCCAAGACCCUAACCAAGGGAGAGUAUCUUAUCUUGAUGAUCACAGCACAGCGCGUGGCGCGACCAGGGGGAAUAAAAUGUUCCACCAGGUAGCUCUCAACACGAGAGAGCAUAGUGUUGAGAAGGGGGGUACGAGUUGGUACUGCAGUCCAUCGCUGCCCAAUUGCUAGUCCAGAUUGGUUUUAGAUCGCCUCGGUCCAUUACAUUAACCCAUUUGGAUCCAAGUUGCCCAAGCCAUCUACUGUGACGUGGCUCGUCCCGAUCCUGGACAUGACCCUGAAAAACGCCAAGCCGUUGUUCUCUCUUUUCUCUCUUUCUCUAGAACUAGUCUAGUAGUAUCUAUCCUGUUUUGUCUUUAUAAUUUGUUCCUAUUUCUAGUCUUGUCACGAUUCUUGGCAGUUAAACUCUACCCGUGUCUGAGCUAAGACAACUUUACUCCCCCUCCUUCCAGCUGACUAGAGGGAGGGGGCGCAAGAUUUGACAAAUGUCUUGGGGGUUGUCGUGUGAGUAGAGAUGGAAAAAAAAAGCAUGGCACACCGCCGUGUCGGACAAGUGGCGGACGGGAUUCGGUAAUUUGAUAGGCUUGGCGUGGUCAUCAUGGGAGAGAGUGUGAGAGAGAAAAAAACGCCUUUGGAGAAGAGAAGAAGAAGGUUUCUUACCGACGAGGCGGAACAGAUGGUCAAAAAGAUGGGACGGGAUAGGUAGGUAGGUACCUUGCCUACGGAUAAAAAAAUGGUGGGAGCGGGAAGGGAAAGAAAGAAAGCCACCGAAAAAGGAACACAUCACGAGACUUGCGACCUGGGAAGGGGAGAGACGGGGGGGACGAGGCGUCGCUUACAAGACUUGGCGUGGGUGACACUUGCGUACACCCAGAAAACAUGAAUGAUGACUUUUGCUUUGUUAUAGAAAGGUUCUUUGUUCUUGGAUUGUUUCCUCCCCCUUGUCUAGUCAUAUGUAGUCAUUGCUUUUCGACUUUGCACUGCCCCGUGGCCCCCCAGUCCCGGGGAAGACUGCCGUCCAUGUAAAAAAGAUAAGAUUAUUUUUUGUUUUCUGAUACUAGACCUAUAAAG
Pyricularia oryzae 70-15 is the source of this 2765-nucleotide messenger RNA. Its product is annotated as CORD and CS domain-containing protein. The record is from RefSeq and is a predicted model, not a curated record. Bases 386 to 1363 code for a protein of 325 amino acids. The transcript is spliced from 3 exons. Lineage: Eukaryota; Fungi; Ascomycota; Sordariomycetes; Magnaporthales; Pyriculariaceae.